ACGGGAUAGGCCGCCUCCGCCCAUACCGCAGCCGCCACUGAACACCGCUAAUAUGCUGCCUUCCCGCAAGAUCGCACCCACCAACACUACUCCCACCGAGGGCAGGGGGCCCGCCUUUGAUGACGAGGAGCUUCAUGCUCGAGCCCCUCCCGUCCCCCGCUCCCAGGCACACACUCCCGGCCAGCUAUCGACCCGGACCCAAAUCCAAGACCGUCAGCGCAGACCCUCAGAGGUAUCCAAGGCCUCAGAACUGUCUAUUCGCCAGCGCUCGCUUUCAACGGCUGUAAAUGUAGUGGCGAACGCAGCUUCGUCCUUGACUGUCUCCCAGCCCAUCUAUCCACACGCCGCCCCUCCCCACAAAGCAGCUACGCCGACGCCCUCUUCGACGGGCUACAGGCAGCCGAGCACUACCCAACCCGACAAUCGAGAUAGCACACAUUCUUCCACGAUAACCAUAGGCACUGCGGCUACAAGAGAACGCAAGGACUCGUCUGCCGGCAGCGGUAGGGAGGCCUCAUCCAGGCGUCCGGCCGGCAUGCGGUCCACAUCCGCCAUCGCGAGUGGCCGUCCUGGUACCUCCUCGGCUGUUGCUCGUGCAAGCGGCACGCGCGGCGCUCGACCCGGUGCCCAAAUGAUACACCACGCUCCGUUCCCGCCACUGGUAGAUCCCCGAACCGCCACCGACGUGCCCCCGGCGCCAUCAUCCGGCAUGUACUGGAGCAAGGCGCCUAUCUCAGGGGCAUCACAUACGGCGCUGCGUGCGCAUACCACAACGCUCAUUGGGUCCAACGUCUACGUCUUCGGCGGGUGCGACUCACGGACGUGCUUUAACUCGCUGUAUGUGCUGGACGCCGACGCCUUCUACUGGUCAGCUCCCCAGGUGGUGGGCGACAUCCCAGUGCCGCUGCGCGCCAUGACGUGCACCGCCGUGGGCAAGAAGCUGAUUGUCUUUGGCGGUGGCGACGGACCGAGUUACUACAACGACGUCUACGUGCUGGACACGGUCAACUUCCGGUGGUCUAAGCCCCUCAUUCUCGGGAAGGACUUCCCCUCAAAACGGCGGGCACACACAGCCUGUCUCUACAAGAACGGCAUCUACGUAUUCGGCGGAGGCGACGGUGUCCGCGCGCUCAACGACAUAUGGCGGCUUGACGUGAGCGACAUCAACAAAAUGUCAUGGAAACUAAUAUCAGAGGGGUCACCGGGGCCAGACGAUCACGGCGGCGAUAUCCGCCCUAAGGCACGCGGCUAUCACACCGCCAACAUGGUGGGCUCCAAGCUGAUCAUCUACGGUGGCUCCGACGGCGGUGAAUGCUUCAAUGACGUAUGGGUCUACGACGUCGACACGCAUGUGUGGAAGGCCGUCCAGAUCCCCAUUACGUAUCGUCGGCUGUCGCACACGGCGACCAUUGUCGGCUCGUAUCUCUUCGUUAUUGGCGGCCACGACGGAAACGAGUACUCCAACGAGGUCCUCCUCCUAAAUCUUGUGACCAUGUCGUGGGACAAGAGGCGGGUCUACGGCCUACCACCCAGCGGCAGGGGAUAUCACGGCGCGGUACUCUAUGAUAGUCGCCUGCUGGUCAUUGGCGGGUUUGAUGGUGCCGAGGUCUUUGGUGACGUCUGGCUUCUCGAGCUGGCUGUCCAUGCUUAUUAUUCGCAGAUCAGCCAUUUCACGAUUGAGGUUUAG
Neurospora tetrasperma FGSC 2508 is the source of this 1687-nucleotide messenger RNA. RefSeq lists its product as uncharacterized. The coding region runs from base 53 to 1687 and encodes 544 amino acids. The transcript is spliced from 2 exons. NCBI's taxonomy places the organism in Eukaryota, Fungi, Ascomycota, Sordariomycetes, Sordariales, Sordariaceae. The record is from RefSeq and is a predicted model, not a curated record. Gene Ontology annotation, molecular function: protein binding.